GAGAUUAUAAUACAGAAUGUAUCAAGUGUCUUAAGAAAAUAUAGAGUCCCUGCUCCUAUCUUGAUAAAAAAUGUCUCUCAGUGAAAUCCAAGCGUCUUCCCUCACGUGUGUGUGCGUGCGCGCAAAUUACACAAUGUCUUUUUCAUUGUUGUGAAACAGAUAAAGUUACAUCCGGAUUAAAAACGCUCUAUUUGUCUUUUCUCUAAUACGAGCCAGAUGUUGUACCUCCAGCACCGGCCCGCUGUCACUCAAGCCGCCUCUGGCCAAUGAGAGCGGGCCUAAACUCCUCCCUCCCCUCCCUGCGGAGUAUCAGAGGCUCGCCGGAGAAGAGGAGAGCUCUCCUUCUUUCUGCUGCUCUCCCCGAGUCCAUCCGUACCUCUCUCCCGCUGCUCCCUCUCAGAGUGCAGAGCUGCUCAAUCACCGCCCAGCUCUACAAUGCAGAGAGGGGAAAUGUUGGCUGCGUGUCUGCUCUGCUGGAGCUGCAGCCUGUGUGUGGUUACAGCCAUCCGGAGGGCUGAUAUGUUUCCUUAUGGCACUUUGAGUGGAGAUUUGAUUUUGGCAGAGGGCGACGAUGAAACCUCCAGAGUGCUGUCCCUGCCCAAACCCUUAUACUUCUACGCUUCCCACUUCACCCAGCUAUAUGUGGCUACCAAUGGUAUCAUAUCAGCCCAGGAUCUGCCGAUGGAAAAGCAGUAUGUUGACGACGGCUUCCCCACAGAUUUCCCUGUGGUGGCACCGUUUCUGGCCGACAUUGACACCAGCGGAGGACGUGGACAGAUUUACUACAGAGUGACCGAAACACCCAGCGUGCUCAACAGAGUGGCCCAGGAAGUCCAUCGAGGGUUCCCAGAUGCAAAAUUCACGCCCACAUAUGCUGUGGUGGCUACAUGGGAGCACGUCGCUCCAUAUGAGGAACAAAGUCGAACCACUGGACCUUCAAACAAGGUCAAUACGUUCCAGGCAGUGAUUGGUUACGAUGAGACAGACUCGUACGUUCUCUUCCUCUACCCUGAAGGUGGUCUGAACUUCUUUGGGACACGCCCUAAGGAGUCAUAUAACGUUGAGAUUGAGCUUCCUGCCAGAGUUGGCUUCAGCAGAGGAGAGGUCCCAUAUCUGAUCUUCUCCAGAACCGAGGGGCCUCACUACAGCGUUACCAGCGAUGAGCAGAGUGUUAAAAACCUCUACCAGGUCGGUAACACAGGAAUUCCAGGGGUUUGGCUUUUCCACACUGGAAACCGUUACUCUUUCAACAACAUUGUUCCUGCAUCCAUUGGUGGCCUCCUUGCUACUCUACCACCUGGAGCACUCUCUCUGGACACCACCACCCCUGAGUACACUGAGUUUGAGGAAUAUACAGACAACAGUUUUGACCCCGAUAACCAGGAGGAAGAGGAUGAUUACCCUCUGACAGGCGGAGACCCUGAAUUCCAGCCAGCGCCUGCCGGUGGUGACCAUUUGGGGACCCCUCCACCAGCAAGUCCCAACGCUCCCUCCUCCCCUUCAGAGGAAUCUGGUCCUCAGGUGUCAUACGGCAGCAAACAUGACGGCCAAAUAGCCAGGUUCAUUACAGAUCCAGUAUACAGCCAAGAUGUCCCACCAGCAGGACCUAAAGGACAGCAACCAGAGGUUCCUCUGGAGGUGGUGGAUAUCUACCCCCCUUACAAUAAUGAACCCAACCUUUCCCCCGGGGGUCACGUUAUCAGCGUCGAUGAAGGCGAUGUCGAUGAUAUCGAAACAGGAGUGAUUCAGUACACCACGGAGAAUAAGGAAACAUGUGCCAGAUUCCAGCAGCAGUGCUCCCAGAACGCAAUUUGCUCCGACUACGCCACAGGCUACUGCUGUCACUGCCAGUCUGGCUUCUAUGGAAAUGGACGUCACUGUCUACCUGAAGGUGCUCCACAGCGUGUCAGUGGAAAGAUGAGUGGAACGGUGACGGUGGGUUCGACUCCAGUGGAGCUGAACAACAUUGAUCUUCAUGCCUACGUCGUGGUUGGAGAUGGGAGAGCGUACACUGCCAUCAGCGAGGUACCUGAGCCAGUGGGCUGGGCUCUGAUGCCACUUGCACCAAUAGGAGAGCUAUUUGGAUGGCUGUUUGCUCUGGAGCUGCCCAAUAGCCAAGCAGGAUUCAAAAUCACAGGGGCUGAGUUCACUCGUCGUGCAGAGGUUAUCUUCUAUCCCGGCAACCAGCGCCUGUCAAUCACCCAGACGGGUCGUGGCCUUGAUGACCACAACCACCUCACCGUGGAUACCGUAGUCAGCGGGAGCGUGCCUUUCCUGCCCCCUGGAGCUGAAGUCACCAUGGAUCCCUUCAAGGAGACCUAUCAGUACUACCCAUCUGUCGCCACCUCCACCUCUGUGAGGGAGUAUUCGGUCGUUUCGGCAGAGCGAGGCUCAGAGUCCUUCUCCUUCCAGCUGAAGCAGAACAUCACGUACCGUGACUGUCGACACGACAACCGCGCCACCACCCUGGAGACGCUGCAGAUCACCAUGGAGAGGGUGUUUGUAAUGUACGUGAAGGAGGAGCGCAUCCUGAGAUAUGCCAUCACCAACAAAAUCAGCCCGGUCGGAGCUGAGAUAACAAGACCGGAGCUGGUCAACCCCUGCUAUGCUGGGACCCACGACUGUGACACCACAGCCCAGUGCAUCCCACAGGAGGGCCAGGCCUUCCAGUGCCAGUGUGCUACUGGUUACAGAGGGGAUGGACGCAACUGUUACGACAUAGAUGAAUGUACCGAGAGCUUGAUUUCAUGCGGCGCUCAUGCUCAGUGUGUGAACCUGCCGGGUAGCCACCGCUGCCAGUGCCAGAGUGGCUAUGAGCUUGGCUUUGAUGGGCGGACCUGUGUCGAUAUAGAUGAGUGCAGCUCCUCUCCAUGUCACAUCAGUGCCAGAUGUAUCAAUGGACUGGGUUCCUUCCAGUGUCAGUGCCAGCCUGGGUUUUAUGGUGAUGGUUUCUACUGUUCGCAGCAGGGAGCCCAGACAGUUCGCCCCAAGAGCCAGUGUGAGCAGCACAGAGACAGUCUGCAGAGCGGAGAAGGUGGUCGACCGAGUGUUGGCGCCUUCAUCCCUCAAUGCGACUCUGACGGACGGUACCGCACACUGCAGUGUCAUGGCUCCACUGGACAUUGUUGGUGUGUGGACAGUAGGGGACAGGAGAGAGCAGGAACCAGGACUCCACCUGGUACAGCACCCAGAGACUGUGACAGACCAGAUGAACCAGAGCGUCCUAAAACUCACUGUGAACACCACAGAGACAGUGUACAGACUACCAGUCCAGAGGGAUAUCCUAUAGCUGGAGUGUUUGUACCCCAGUGUGAUGAUAAUGGACAGUACAUACCUUUGCAGUGUCAUGGUUCCACUGGAUAUUGUUGGUGUGUGCAAAAUAACGGACAAGAGAUAGCCGGAACAAGAACAGUGCCGGGUGAAACACCCACAAACUGUGACAACCCAGUAGAACCAGAGCGUCCUAAAACUCACUGUGAGCACCACAGAGACAGUGUACAGACUACCAGUCCAGAGGGAUAUCCUAUUGUCGGAGCUUAUGUACCACAGUGUGAUGCCAAUGGACAGUACAGACCACUACAAUGCCACGGCUCUUCUGGACAUUGUUGGUGUGUGGACAGUACAGGACAGGAGAGAGCAGGAACCAGGACUCCACCUGGUACACCAACUGUAGACUGUGACAGACCAGAUGAACCAGAGCGUCCUAAAACUCAAUGUGAAUACCACAGAGACAGCGCACAGGCUACUAGUCCAGAAGGAUAUCCUAUACCUGGAGUAUAUGUACCCCAAUGUGAUGCUAAUGGACAGUACAGUCCCCUGCAGUGUCAUGGCUCGACCGGACAUUGCUGGUGUGUAGACAGUAUUGGACAGGAAAGAGAAGGAACCAGGACAUCGCCUGGUGCACCGCCAACAGAUUGUGACAAACCAGAUGAACCAGAGCGUCCUAAAACUCACUGUGAGCACCACAGAGACAGUGUACAGACUACCAGUCCAGAGGGAUAUCCUAUAGUUGGAGCAUAUGUACCCCAGUGUGAUGAUAACGGACAGUACAGACCACAGCAGUGCCACGGCUCUUCUGGACACUGUUGGUGUGUGGACAGUACAGGACAGGAGAGAGCAGGAACCAGGACUCCACCUGGUACACCAAGUGUAGACUGUGACAGACCAGAUGAACCAGCACGUCCUAAAACUCACUGUGAGCAGCACAGAGACAGUGUACAGACUACCAGUCCAGAGGGAUAUCCUCUAUUAGGAGCCUUUGUACCCCAGUGUGAUGAUAACGGACAGUACACAUCUCAACAGUGCUACAGUUCCACUGGACAAUGUUGGUGUGUGGACGCCAGGGGAGAGGAGAGAGACGGAACCAGGACUGGACCUGGUACACCUCCUGUAGACUGUGACAGACCAGUAGAACCAGAGCGUCCUAAAACUCACUGUGAGCACCACAGAGACAGUGUACAGACUACCAGUCCAGAGGGAUAUCCUAUAGUUGGAGCAUAUGUACCCCAGUGUGAUGAUAACGGACAGUACAGACCACAGCAGUGCCACGGCUCUUCUGGACACUGUUGGUGUGUGGACAGUACAGGACAGGAGAGAGCAGGAACCAGGACUCCACCUGGUACACCAAGUGUAGACUGUGACAGACCAGAUGAACCAGCACGUCCUAAAACUCACUGUGAGCAGCACAGAGACAGUGUACAGACUACCAGUCCAGAGGGAUAUCCUCUAUUAGGAGCCUUUGUACCCCAGUGUGAUGAUAACGGACAGUACACAUCUCAACAGUGCUACAGUUCCACUGGACAAUGUUGGUGUGUGGAUGCUAGGGGAGAGGAGAGAGACGGAACCAGGACUGGACCUGGUACACCUCCUGUAGACUGUGACAGACCAGUAGAACCAGAGCGUCCUAAAACUCACUGUGAGCAGCACAGAGACAGUGUGCAGACUACCAGUCCAGAGGGAUAUCCUAUAGUUGGAGUGUUUGUACCUCAGUGUGAUUCAAAUGGACAAUACAGAUCUCAACAGUGCCAUGGUUCCACUGGACAUUGUUGGUGUGUGGACGGUAGGGGGCAGGAGAGAGCAGGAACCAGGACUCCACCUGGUACAGCACCCAGAGACUGUGACAGACCAGAUGAACCAGAGCGUCCUAAAACUCACUGCGAGCAGCACAGAGACAGUGUGCAGACUACCAGUCCAGAGGGAUAUCCUCUAUUAGGAGCCUUUGUACCUCAGUGUGAUGAUAACGGACAGUACACAUCUCAACAGUGCUACAGUUCCACUGGACAAUGUUGGUGUGUGGAUGCCAGGGGAGAGGAGAGAGACGGAACCAGGACUGGACCUGGUACACCUCCUGUAGACUGUGACAGACCAGUAGAACCAGAGCGUCCUAAAACUCACUGUGAGCAGCACAGAGACAGUGUACAGACUACCAGUCCAGAGGGAUAUCCUAUACCAGGAGUGUUUGUACCUCAGUGUGAUUCAAAUGGACAAUACAGAUCUCAACAGUGUCACGGUUCCACUGGACAUUGUUGGUGUGUGGACGGUAGGGGGCAGGAGAGAGCAGGAACCAGGACUCCACCUGGUACACCAAGUGUAGACUGUGACAGACCAGCUGAACCAGAGCGUCCUAAAACUCACUGCGAAUACCACAGAGAGAGAGCACAGGCUACCAGUUCAGAAGGAUAUCCUAUAGUUGGAGCUUAUGUACCCCAAUGCGAUGCUAAUGGACAAUACCAACCACUGCAGUGCCGCGGCUCUUCUGGACAUUGCUGGUGUGUGGACAGUAGAGGACAGGAGAGAGCAGGAACCAGGACUCCACCUGGUACACAACCUAAAGACUGUGACAAACCAGAUGAACCAGAGCGUCCUAAAACUCACUGCGAGCAGCACAGAGACAGUGUGCAGACUACCAGUCCAGAGGGAUAUCCUAUACCAGGAGUGUUUGUACCUCAGUGUGAUUCAAAUGGACAAUACACAUCUCAACAGUGCCACGGCUCCACUGGACAUUGUUGGUGUGUGGACGGUAGGGGGCAGGAGAGAGCAGGAACCAGGACUCCACCUGGUACACCAAGUGUAGACUGUGACAGACCAGCUGAACCAGAGCGUCCUAAAACUCACUGCGAAUACCACAGAGAGAGAGCACAGGCUACCAGUUCAGAAGGAUAUCCUAUAGUUGGAGCUUAUGUACCACAAUGCGAUGCUAAUGGACAGUACCAACCACUGCAGUGCCACGGCUCUUCUGGACGUUGUUGGUGUGUGGACAGUAGAGGACAGGAGAGAGCAGGAACCAGGACUCCACCUGGUACACAACCUAAAGACUGUGACAAACCAGAUGAACCAGCACGUCCUAAAACUCACUGUGAGCAGCACAGAGACAGUGUACAGACUACCAGUCCAGAGGGAUAUCCUCUCUUAGGAGCCUUUGUACCUCAGUGUGAUGAUAACGGACAGUACACAUCUCAACAGUGCUACAGUUCCACUGGACAAUGUUGGUGUGUGGACGCCAGGGGAGAGGAGAGAGACGGAACCAGGACUGGACCUGGUACACCUCCUGUAGACUGUGACAGACCAGUCCCUGUGGCUCCGACCCAGCGCCCUGAGAGUGUGUGUGAGCGAUGGAAGGCCAGUUUGAUUGAGCAUUACGGCGGAAAACCGGAGUCACAGCAAUACGUGCCCCAGUGUGAUCCAGAUGGUGAAUUCAGUCCAGUGCAGUGUUAUGGAGAGACCACCUACUGCUGGUGUGUGGACCAGGACGGGCGAGAGGUCCCUGGCACCCGAUCACACAGUGCAGUCAAACCUGCAUGCCUCCCCUCAGUGGCCCCGCCCACUGUGCGUCCAUUGCCCCGCCCAAGUGUGACCCCUCCCACAAACACUGACAUCACACUGCUGUACGCUCAGGGACAGAAAAUAGGAGCGUUGCCUCUGAAGGGGACCAAACUGGAUGCAAGCGAGUCCAAAACACUGCUGACUCUACAUGGUUCCAUAGUUGUCGGUAUAGCCUAUGACUGCAAAGAGAACCGAGUCUAUUGGACAGAUCUGUCUGCAAGAACAAUCAACAGAGCCUCAAUGGAGCCUGGAGCGGAGCCUGAGAUCCUCAUUAACACAAAUCUGGUCAGUCCAGAGGGCUUGGCGGUGGACGUCAAACGUAGGCGCAUGUUCUGGGUCGACUCAAACCCAGACAUGAUUGAGACCGCCAACCUGGACGGCAGCGGGAGGCGGACGCUGUUUGACACAGACUUGGUCAACCCCCGCGCCAUCAUAGUGGUCUCUUCCACCGGCACUCUGUACUGGACAGACUGGAACAGAGAGGCUCCGAAGAUCGAGAGCUCAACGGUGGACGGUCAGAACCGCAAAGUGGUGGUGUCAGACGGGAUCGGUUUGCCAAACGCUCUCACCUAUGACUCGUCUUCAGGACAAGUCUGCUGGGCUGAUGCAGGUACGAAGCGCUUGGAGUGUGUCUCCCCGGAUGGUUCAGGUCGCAAAGUGAUCCACUCCAGCCUCAACUACCCGUUCAGCAUGGUCUACUACAAGAACCACUUCUAUUACACUGACUGGAGGAGGGACGGAGUGAUCGCAGUGAGCAAAGACAGCAGUCAGUUCACUGAUGAAUACCUCCCUGACCAGCGCUCUCACCUGUACGGCAUCGCCAUAGCAACCAGCCAAUGUCUAUAAGGGAGCCACUAACGACGGACUGGCAGCCGCGGGGUCCUUUGGUGCUAAAGUUCUGGGGUGAUUCCUGAUCAGAGGGCAGGAGCAGCAGAAGUGUCCUCUCCAGUGUCCCUCAGAAGAAAGGACACUCAGUAGGAAGCGAGAUGGCUUCCUCUUGCCAGAUGAACCAUCAGAGCAAAUUUACAACCCCUCCACUCACCCUGACCCCACCCCCAUUAUCUCACCUUAAAGAUAUAACCCCAAAAUAAUGUUUUGUAAAUUUGUUUUAUACCUCAUUUUUAGUUUUUUUUUUUUUUUUCUACUGUAUUUUUGUACGUGAGCUAUUUUAGUUUUUCUAUCGAUUAAAGAUCCAGAAAACACAGAGCGAUGAAAUCAGAUCUUAAAAUGUGUUAAGAGUGUCAAGCCAAAGAAUGAAGAGCUUUAAAAACGUGUCUUAUCACAUUUGUUUUUGAUCAGCUGGACACAGUGGCUUUAAACACAGGCUAAUUAUUCAGU
Larimichthys crocea (large yellow croaker) is the source of this 8160-nucleotide messenger RNA. RefSeq names its product nidogen 2a (osteonidogen) (gene nid2a). The transcript is spliced from 56 exons. Gene Ontology annotation, biological process: cell-matrix adhesion. Bases 436 to 7668 code for a protein of 2410 amino acids. NCBI's taxonomy places the organism in Eukaryota, Metazoa, Chordata, Actinopteri, Sciaenidae. The record is from RefSeq and is a predicted model, not a curated record. Gene Ontology annotation, cellular component: basement membrane. Gene Ontology annotation, molecular function: calcium ion binding.